Messenger RNA from Limulus polyphemus (Atlantic horseshoe crab), 1719 nucleotides. Its product is annotated as CDK5 and ABL1 enzyme substrate 2-like. Lineage: Eukaryota; Metazoa; Arthropoda; Merostomata; Xiphosura; Limulidae. The record is from RefSeq and is a predicted model, not a curated record. Gene Ontology annotation, biological process: regulation of cell cycle. The annotation marks the transcript as partial. The transcript is spliced from 9 exons.
UGAUAGUGGUGUAGAGUGUGUUUGCUUUUUCUUUUUUAAAUUCACCCGAGGUAGAGAAAGACGAAAAGGCGUCAUUAUGCCAGCAUUGUAGGCCAUAUGUGCAAACAUUGUAUGGAUAUUAUUAAACAGAUGCAGUUCUAAUUUUCAUAUAUGCUUCGAAAUGUCUCAUUUAUGUAAGCAUAGAUUUUUUCGAACAACAUGGCACCUGAAUACUAUUGAACGGACGUGACAUAAUUCGUGAAAUUUACUCUGUACGUGAUGGCGACCGUGAUGAAGCGACAGCACUCUCGUCGCCGGUUAGCUGCUUUAACGUUUUUAUCAAACAUAUCACUUGAUGGGACACACAGAGAUACUAAACUUGGAAUUUUCAAUCGCAAUUCACAGGCACACGAAAUUAGCAAUAAAAGCGAGUUAAACACACGAUCAAAACAAAUACUAAAAAAUGUAAACAGUUCAAUUUCACCGGUUAGUAACGUCAGUGAAGCUGGCUGUCAAGUUACCAUGGAAGGUCAAGAUUAUAACCAGGGGAACAAAGAUGCAGCAGCGGAUCAACAGGGCUGUGAGUCAUUUAAAGACAACGAAAAACUUAUUACCGCUCUGUCUUUUUCAGCUUCAAGCGUUAAUACAAGCCACAGCCCAAAGGAAAAUGAAAAGGUUUCGGGUAUAAUUGUUGAAACACGAGCCAGAAUUGCUUCAUUCAGUCAGCGCAAGAAACAGCUUGUUCAUCAGACCUCUUUGCAGGAGCAGCAUAAACUUGCAACAAGUGAAAGCUCAGAAAGUAUAGGGAUCUUUUCAGGUGCAAGCAUUAGCCACAGCCGGAAGACUUCUACUAGUUUAUCUGAUUCCUCUGGCUCUGGUGUGGAAGUUAGUUACCUAAAGAAUCCCAAAGGACAGCACAUAAAAGAUGAAAGGGUUGUCCUGGUUUCUUCACAAAAAGCUCCUAUUGUUGUAUUUUCAUCUUUACCAUACAGUCGUCGAACUAGUCAUGGAAUCACCCGAGGAGAUUCAAAGCAGGAUGGUGGCAGAAAACGGCAGAUAUCAGGAACUCGGCAGCUGUCAGUUAUUACUGAUAGUCCUGAACAAAUAGACUUGCUUAGUUUAAUGGGCUUUGAAAAACCAGAAGAUGGGCAGGAUAUUUCAUUUAGUCAACUGCUAACACCAUCUCACUACUACCUACAGCGUCGAUGUAAGUCUCAAGAUGCUGAUCAUACUGGACAUUCAAACUUUCAGUUUCACUUUAAUAGAUGUCACUCUUAUGAUCCUGUUUUAGUUACAGGAGCUCGUCAACAUCCUCAUCCACACCUGUCAUCUACACCUCCAGGAGUUGUAUUACAUGUAGAUAAAGUUUUUGACUGGGAAGACAGUCAAGGACUUGAUUACCACUCCACUCAUUCCAAGAUGACAUAUCAUCCUAAUCUUAUUGAUGAUCCGGAACUUGUCACUGGGAAACACAGUACUGUGUUGACGUUUCCUUCAUACAUUACAUCUGUAAUUGAUUAUGUUAAGCCAUCUGACCUGAAAAAGGAGUUGAAUGAAAAAUUUCGUGAACGAUUUCCACUGAUUCAAUUGACAUUAAGCAAACUUAGGAGUCUGAAACGAGAGAUGUGCAAGAUAGCUCGACAAGAGGUAGGAUAUAUAUUCAAAUUUCCUUUUUUUUCAUUAUUUUCUGAAAAAAUUGUCCAAGUUACUUUAGUUUUUAACAAAGUGGAUAAUGUUAAG